GGACGGUAUCUAGGGAACGUCAUUCGGCGGAAAACACGACACAAUUUUUAAUACACAUUUUCGACAAGGAGUAGCGCUUACCCCAGCAAGGAAUAUUCUAAAAUAAGUAUAAUGGUUUAUUAUGUACAAACCGUUAAAAUUUGUGUUGUUCGAUAUGCUUUUAGGGAAUUUGACUAAGUUUGGCACUUUGUUGCGAUCAAAAUAAGAGUUAAAUAAUCGGCAUUCGAAAGCUGUAAAACGCUCUGUUCCUGUUUUUCCCAAACAAACGGGAUUGAUAAAGAAAAUACUGUAUAGGCUUCAUAGUGUGUUCAACUCCUCUCCAAAACAGUAGUGAGAGGUAGAGUACUUUCAAGGCCAAAUGCCCAACGCAGAUAAAGAGACUCCCCCUUCUCAUUACCCGAUCGUGACUGCGACCUCAUUGCGACGGAUUGCUACUGCGCACGGGUACAUCGACGCCAUUUUUUUCCCGAGGGAUGACGGGAGAUAUAGGGUAGAUUAAACGAUUUAAAUACAUUUAAUCAAUAUUUUUAAAUCGGUUGUGCAUGUGAGGUACACUCUGAUCCAGCCAGGGCCAUGUAAAGAGGGUUACGACACUCUUUGAUCUAGCCGCGGGUGGUCACGUGGUUCAUGUUGGGCGUGGGUAGUUCACUUCCAAGUUCCAACCACAAGCAGCGCUGUAGUGCAGGGCCAUGCGUUUAGAUUUUGCAUGCAUUACCUAUGCGAUACCCCUUCUCCUCGUAUUCUCUUGGGCGGGAAUUUCAUAAUAAAUCUCUUGGCAUUAACAUUCAUGUCGGCCAGCAUGGCGGCGAAGAGAGGGGCUCUCAUCGUACUGGAAGGGGUGGAUAAAGCCGGUAAGACCACCCAAUGCAAGAAGCUAGUGCAGGCGUUGCAACAGAUCGGCCACCCAGCGGAAAUGAUGAGGUUCCCUGACAGAAGCACAACUAUUGGAAAGUUAAUAAGUGCUUACCUGGAGAAGAAGAGUGAGCUGGAGGACCACACGGUGCACCUUCUUUUCUCUGCCAACCGCUGGGAGAAGGUGCCUGAAAUGAAAAGAAAGCUGGAACGAGGAACCACGUUGGUGGUGGACCGAUACGCCUUCUCAGGGGCCGCCUUCACCAGCGCCAAACCGGGUUUCAGUCUAGACUGGUGCACCAAAUCGGACGUGGGUCUUCCCAAGCCGGACGUGGUUUUGUUCCUGCGCUUGAGCCCGGCCGAAGCAGCUUCACGAGGUCAUUACGGAGAGGAGCGCUAUGAGGACGCCGCUUUCCAGAGCGCAGUGCUGGACCGCUUCACACAGCUCAUGGAGGACCCGUCUGUCAACUGGGAGGUGGUGGACGCAUCCGGCAGUAUUAAUGACGUUCAUGACAACAUCGUCCAGAAAAGCUUGGACGCCGUCGACGCGGCGCAGACGCAACCUCUGGGCGAGCUUUGGAAAUGAACGGCUGGUGUUGCAAACAACAUUGUUGCAUAUAAAUUAGAAUUGCCCUGCAAAAUAGUCGAACAACUUUUUAUAGUCAUUAUUUUCUUUUACAAAAAGGUCAAUUUAUAAAGAACAAAAAUUGGAUAAUGGUAGCGCCUUCACAUAAGAUUAACCGUUACAGUAUGUGUGAGCAAAGGGCCGCAGUGGGUGCGGGUUUUUGUUCAUACCCAUUAAGAGUACACCUUUUCACAAUCUGGUGUAUUACAAUUAAGUGCAUUCAGUUGAUUGCAGGCAGGUGCUUUUUGUUUCUGCUGAAACCUCAUUGGUUGAACUGUCUGUGCUGGACCAAUUGGAACAAAGACCAGGACCCACUGCGGCCUUCGAGGACCGGUUUGCCCACCCCUGCCUUACAGCGUUAGUGGUUGCGACAGUUGACAGCUAACCAAAAGCUGACACUUCAGAACUUCAACCCUUUGAGGGUGACUAUUUUUGAUCAUUAAAAAAAUAGAAAUAUCGUAAUUCAUUAUUGUAUUCAUAUUUAUAUAAUUAAUACAAAAUACACUUAUAAAUACAAUGUUCAGUAACGCUUUAAAGUUUGUUUGUUUUUCAAAGUACUGUACUUAACUCAUUGCAAGCCAUUGAUGGGGAGGAUGACCUUGAAUGCUUGUCUUUCAAUGCCAUUGACGGCCCAGGACGUCUAAACCAUUUUACUGGGAGUGACGAAUGAACCUUAUUUCAUUCAAAAACUUCUUGUUCAGCUUUACAAGUUCAAAAUCAACCUUUAUUCUUAUUAAACCAUCACUUAUAUAAGUAUUCUCUUUCCUAAAAUUGUAUUUUUCUCAUAAAAUGACAGCUAUUCUUUAUUAUCUGUAUAAUUUGUUCAAUCAAUUUUCAAUUAAAAAAUUACCAAUUGAAUUUCAACAUCUAAUAGGACGCUAAUUAUUUAGCCAAUUUUUAAAAAAAAAAGUGUAUUCCGCAUUCUCUGUGGAUGUUCCCUCAGUUGUUUGACUGUUAAGAAAAUACGCAAAUUUAUAGACGUGAUGCCAAAUUUUAAUGACUUUGAAAUAAAUGGCAACGUCUGGCUUCAAGAAACAAAGAAAUCGUGAUCAAACAAUUAGCUCUGCAGUAUAGACUUCCUGUGUGACAGUGUUCAUCAUUCCGGCUCCAACUUUGGCUGCUGUUGCCAGUCCAGUUUUGCAGGUUGGAGCCUUGUCAUAGACCAUUCAUCUUCCACCUCAAAUUUUCAAUUGGAUUAACUGUUGCAAUAAUUCUGGCUUUUAUAACUGCAUAUGCAGUCUGAUAAAAAGUACUUUUUUAUCAUACUAGCUGAUUGCUCAUGCCAGAUCAGCUUUGUAAGUUGGAGCCUUGUCAUGGACAUUUUUCUUCAAGUUGUCCCACUGGUUUGCGAUAAGUAUCAGAUCGAAAAACGUUUAAAUGAAAAAUUUUGGGUGACUUCAUAUCAUGAUAACAAAUGCUUACAGAUCAUGCUUCUGGUAAUUUAUAUAAAAAAAUUAACCACGUGUGCUUUUCUGUGACAGCUUGCAGUCUGAGACAUUUACCUGAGUGCCAAACUGAUUUUAAGCAAUCUGGCUGAAUGCUGUUCGCAGAUAUGUUUUGCAAGUUGUAGCCUUGUCAUGGACCGUUUUCUUUCAUUUCCACUACAGAUUUUCAAAGAGAUUGAUAUAAAUAUCAGAAUAAAGUAAAUGGAAGCAAUUUUGGGUGAUAUUACAUGCGAUGAACAAUGGUAAACAGCUCCCAUUUCUGGAUAAAAAUUGUUUUUGUGUAAUGACACGGAAAAUGCUAACAGCUCAUGUUUCUGGCCAAGUUGGUUUUUGAUUUGAAAUUGAAAAUGGAUUGAAUGAAUAAUAUCCAGGUUCAUUGUCCUUUUUUUUUUCUCAAAUAAAGACCUCAAUUCCUGUUCUGUUUCUUCCCAACAUUAUGCUUGGCAAACAGUUGAAAGUGACUGGACACAUUUUUUUGUGAAAUCUUUUCAGUUAGAGUUUAUUUCUCACUUCCCUCAUGUCAGUCCCAGAAUGUUAGGGAUAGGGGGGAAUUUAAGAAUGAACCUAAACGGUGCAAUGUACAGGAAGUCCACUUGUAUGCAUUUCUGUGACAACCUGCUGAGGAAACUUUGUGAUACUCUUGGCUCAUUGGCCCUCUGAGAACAUGCCUGAAGUUUCUUGUCCUUUUUAGUCACAUGGCCUCGCCUUGCUCUCUUUGCUUCUGAGAGUGGUGAGUGAAUAAAUAAUCUGGUGGCCAAGGAUACUUUUUACAGAGUGGUCAUGUAGCAUCAGUUGAAGCAGGUUAAGGGACGGAUUUGGAGUUAACAGCAGGGGAAGGCAAGGCACCGUUCUGAUCUUAUAAACGUUAGUUUUGCAGUUAAGACUCCCAUGGAAACAAGUUUGGAGGUGAGGAUGCACAUACCAGUUGCAUCCCGCCUAUUCGGGGUCAGCGUUCCUGACCCGGAGCGCAUUUUUUUCCCGUCUUGAAAUGCGGAAAAAGACGAAUCUUUUUUUGGUUUCUUCAUUGAGGUGUUUAACCGUAUUGGAUGGUUGGCGCAGUCCUCACAAAGAAAGAAUCUCGAAUUCUUCGUCCUCGGAAUCAAAGAAGCGCUCUAGGCGGUCGGAAUCGGAGAAAUCUGGAAGCACAAACAGAAGGGUUUGGGUUUCAGUGCCAUUGAUGACGAUAGACGUCCAAGUAAUUUGAAUUAGGAGAGGCCCUCCCAGCUCAGUAAUGGUUGGAUGUCUAUUGUCUACGUAGCCAAUGAGAGCAUAAAUGCUAAUGAUUAUAAAAGGUUUUUUUUCCCUUUAUUAGGCAGUGGAAUAUUUGUCGGUAAUGCCCAAGAAACUUUACCUUUAGGAAAAAAAAAAAAGACAAAAACAGUGACUGACUUUUUUCUUUUUUUGCUUUAGCAACCUAAGGCUCCAAAUAUUCCUAUAAAAAUUUUACAUGUCAACAAUAGAGCUGGGAAUCUUUGGGCACCUAACAAUUCGAUUACGAUUCAGAGGCUCCGAUUCGGUUAUAAAACGAUUAUUGAUGCACCCCCCUCCUUUUUUUUUGUUUUUUUGUUUUUGUUUUGUACAUUAGUUCCAAAAUUGUUCAAAAAUCCUCCCAGGCUAAACCAAACUACUAUUUCAGUAUCAAGUUAACAUAUAACGGUAGACAAAUAUACAAAAAUAACAGUUAAUAAAGAACUCCAGUCCCCAUUCUGUAUCAGAAGCUUUAAACUACAUUCAAUUAAUUUAAUGUUGUGAAUCAACUGUUACAGUUGUUCAAAUUGCUCCUGUUAUUCCAUAAUUUUAAAAAAGUUUUAAAACUAUUUCAUCAUUUAUAGAUAGAGUCAAGACAAGAUUCUGCCGAUGUAGGAGUAUUUUAGAUAAAAAGUUAAUUAGGUGCGCUACAACAGAGCCUUCUAGAGAGGUCUACUGCUUUAAGAUGGCGGCCACAGGCUGUUUUUGCUAUGGGCAAUGUGGUCGUGCCGUGCCGGACUAAUAAAUUAUAUAUAUUAAAAAAAUAUAUAGAGAGCAGGCUCUCUGUAUUGCGCUUUUGCUUGUGCAUGCACGCACAUGAAUGCCGUGGCGCCACCUGCUUUUUCUUCUUGUCCUCCCGCUGUAGCACUUGCGCACGGCCGAGGCACCGCCCUCUUUUUCAUUUUCUCCUGUUCUGGCGCCUUGCGCGUGUACACAACUCCACAACUCCUCAUCCUCGUGGUACUUCUUUUUCAAUAUGGAGCAGCGAGAAGUUAAAAACAAACUGAAGACGGGCGAAUGGAAGAGGCAAGAAUGCACCAGUAGGAGUGAGGUGUGGAAAGAAUUUCAAUUGAUCGUGGAAGAUGCAACAAAAAACUGUGUCGGCUUCGUCGAAUGCAACAAAUAUAUACCCAAAACUUUCCAAGUUGGCAAGAAAAAGUGUUUUGCAUCCCUGCAAGCACCAGCCGCAGCAGCUGCGAGAGAGUUUUCAGCGCUGCAGGCCGCACAAUAGAUCAGUGGAGAACGUCACUGAAACCUGCCAGUGGACGAAUCUUAUUCCUGCACGACGAUGACCAAAAAAUAUAAACAGUGUAGUAAGCCAUAAUAUCCUGCUGUUCAAAUCGCCGUUUUUAGCCCGAGCCGGUCUAGUUAUUUCCCUUAUUUCACAGGAAAAAAAGAGCAGGACAUGAGGCCACAAGUUGCAGACUGCAAUCAAGGCCAGCCCGCAGUUUAAAAGCUUUUAUUUCAUUUGAAUUUUUUUUAAUAAUUUAUUUUUGGUAUCGUUGUCAUUACAAUAAAGAAUGUUAUUUCAAAGCAUUUGUAGUUUUUUUUUUUUUUUUUUUUUUUUGCUGCUGUUCCCUCUCGUCAAUGAGGCGCGUCCAUGUGAGACAUCCCACACACUCAGAAAUAUAUUUAACAAACUUUCCCAGUGUUAUUUCGUUGUAUAAAUGAUUUUAUAAUUCUCAUAAAAAUAUGUAGACUAUUUAGAUAUUGAGUAAACUUGCAUUUUUUUUCUGACAACUGUGAAUUUGUUACGAAAGACACUUAUUUAUGCACACAAAGGCAACAGAAAUGUGAUCCUUUUGAAUCUUCUCCUCUGUGUCUGCAAAACCGCAUUUUUUUUUUUAAAAUAUUAAACUUUCCCAGCGUUAUUUCGUUGUGUAAAUGUUUUUAUAAUGAUAUAAAAAUAUGUAGACUAUUUAAACAUUAAGAAAACUUGCGUUUUUUUCUGCCAACUCGAAGAAAUGAAAAUAAGUUGAUGCGGUUUUUUUUCGCGUCACUCCAACAUUUUUUUUUUUUAAUCGGGUUUUUUUCGGGCUCGGGCCUGCAAAUCUAGUUAUUUGAUCGGGUUCGGGCCGUGUCGGGCUGGAUUUUUUAGGCCCGAACUAGGCUCUAGUCAGAAGAAA
Messenger RNA from Corythoichthys intestinalis (scribbled pipefish), 6296 nucleotides. It is a transcript of the gene dtymk, whose product is annotated as deoxythymidylate kinase (thymidylate kinase). The transcript is spliced from 5 exons. NCBI's taxonomy places the organism in Eukaryota, Metazoa, Chordata, Actinopteri, Syngnathiformes, Syngnathidae. The coding region runs from base 707 to 1438 and encodes 243 amino acids. Gene Ontology annotation, biological process: dTDP biosynthetic process; dTTP biosynthetic process; dUDP biosynthetic process. Gene Ontology annotation, cellular component: cytoplasm; mitochondrion; cytosol. Gene Ontology annotation, molecular function: dTMP kinase activity; nucleoside diphosphate kinase activity; ATP binding. The record is from RefSeq and is a predicted model, not a curated record.